This is a messenger RNA of Macrosteles quadrilineatus (aster leafhopper), 909 nucleotides long. RefSeq lists its product as uncharacterized. The transcript has a single exon. The record is from RefSeq and is a predicted model, not a curated record. Gene Ontology annotation, molecular function: nucleic acid binding. Bases 1 to 909 code for a protein of 302 amino acids. Lineage: Eukaryota; Metazoa; Arthropoda; Insecta; Hemiptera; Cicadellidae. Gene Ontology annotation, biological process: DNA integration.
AUGAAUGGUACCAACGCCUCAAAAACUAUUGAAAAAUUACGUACAUGCUUUGCCGCAUAUGGAGUUCCGGAGAACAUCAUCACAGACGGAGGACCGCCUUUUAGGUCAGAAGAAUUUGAAAGUUUUUUGAGAUUCAAUGGAAUAAAUCACAUUUUCUCCCCUCCAUAUCAUCCGGCGAGUAACGGCCAAGCAGAGUCUAUGGUGGGUACUUUUAAAACAUCUCUCUUAAAGCAAGUACUCCAAGACAACCUCAAGGGCCAAAAUCGGACUUUGCAGCACAAACUGGAUUGUUUCAUGUUCGCUUACCGAAACACACCUCACUCAAUCACUGGUAGAACACCUUCGGAACUAUUUUUGGGUUUUCAGCCUAGAACCAGAUUCACUCUGCUAAAACCAGAUUUCAAAAGCAACAUGGAGAGCAAGCAACAGAAAAUAAAAGAAUCCAGUGACCAACAUAGAGGAAAAUGGAGGUCGUUCACACUAGGACAGGAAGUCUGGGUCAAAAGUAUCCGUAACGAAGAAACAAGAUGGAUGCCGGGAGUUAUUAUCAAGUGUAUCAGUCCUGUGACUUACAUUGUUAGCGUAAGGGGACAGAAACGGUUUGUACAUGCCGAUCAUUUGAAAGAGUUGGAAGGUGAAUUGCCCAUUAUGAGAAGAGAAGAACCAGAAAUCACUCCUCCACGACCCUUACCAGUGCUAUCACCAAGCAAAAGUCUGGUCGAACCUCCUAUACAUGUUGAUCAAUCACAGAGUCCCACGAGAUCACCACCACCUCGGAAAUCUUUACCACCUCAGAAAUCUCCAUCACCUCGGAAAUCUCCAUUACCUAAAGGAAGUAUAACUCACGAACAAGAACCCCUGCGGAGGUCCAAAAGGAUGAUAACGGCCCCGCAGAAACUUAAUCUUUAG